Molecule: messenger RNA, 2081 nt
Organism: Sinocyclocheilus rhinocerous
Lineage: Eukaryota; Metazoa; Chordata; Actinopteri; Cypriniformes; Cyprinidae
Gene: rgsl1
Product: regulator of G protein signaling like 1
Exons: 11
Source: RefSeq, a predicted model, not a curated record
CAUAUAUCGACCACAGUGGUGAGAGCCUAAAUCUGGCAGAUAAACGUUGUAUUUAGAUUUGUAUUUAUUUAAUUUGGCAGUAUAUAAAAUACAACUAAAAGUACAACGGUUCUAAGCUGAAGAGGAGUAAAUAAAAGCGUUGCCAAGGCAACAAAAAACUAUUGCUUAACCAUAAUUUUUAACAAGUUAGAAAUGAGACCACAGCAAACCAGAGGAAAACAUGCUGAUCAACAGGAGAAAAACAACAACAUGGAGCUCAAGAUUCUCCUGAAAGAUGACGUUUUUGUGGAUUUCUUCAAUACAUUUCUAAGUCUUCCAGUGUUUGGGCAAACCCCUCUCUACAUGCUCAAAGAUAACAAGUGGUUAAUGUGGCCAAAUGUGCCCUUUGCUCAGGUGAACACUGGAGCAUUUCUGAAAUGGUUAGACACACAUCGGAUGGUUUACUUCAAACAAACGGAGCUCUAUCACAAUUUCAUUCUCUGCACAGAGAUCCUUGACUUUGUAUCCUGUAAAUCCACAGAGGAUUUGAAAUGGACUCUGGCAGACCAGUGGCUGUUAAGGAAGUGUCUCGGCAGCGUGAGGGGAAUCCAGAGAUUUCGUUCGUUUCUCAAGACCACUGCUGAGGAGGAGCUUCUUCUGUUCUGUGUGAGAGUGUCCAUGAUGUUGAGUAUGAAAGAAGAAAAAAAUGAAGAUGCGUUUCAGACUUCGAAUCAUCAAGCACUUCAGAAAGCGAUCAGACUCUCUCACCUGAGUGAAGGCUCUGCCAUCCUGUCUGUCUGCCAUAUAAACGCAGAGGACAUGACUGAGCUUCUGGCCAAGGAACACCCACUUAGUGCUCAGAAGCGUGUUUUGGCAGAGAUGAGAAAGAAAGCUCUGUGCCGGCUGCAGUCGUAUUGGCUUCCUCAGUUCAUACACUGCUGUAAAUCCUGGCUGUGGCGUGUGCCUGAAUGUCAGCCCAUUGUAGAGAAAUACACAUCUUUUUCCUCUCCUCCUGCUCCAUCGCCCUCCUCACGUGAGCGUGUCCGGUGCAAGACGAAUCCCACGCUGAGCCCUGCUAAAUCCUACUGCAGUAAACGCAGCAAACGGCUCCUGUGGAGUUCAUGUAAGCCGAACACAGUCCGUUCACAGUCCAACAGCAUCUGCUUGUGGCUUCCUCCAGCCGGCCAGGAGGAUCUAAAGUGUUCAAACAUAGCACAUCCUCCUCAAAGUAAUACAGAAACCUCUGUCCAAGCUAUUGUCCAUCACACAUGCGCCCAAACCCCAGCAUGUCAGAUCCCCUGCCGUGUGAACGUUCAUACUCCACCAUCAGAUGUCCACUGCUAUCUGCAGCCGGCCCUGUCUGCCGAGGCUCUGGCUGCAGGUCCUUUUAGGUCUUAUCUGAGAGCCCAAGACCUGGUGGAAAAGCAGCAGAUGCUGGAUCUCUUGGAGGAUCUGGACUUUUUCCUCCAGCUGGUUCUGAAAGCACAAGGAGAAGAUCCAGCCUGCGCACAGAGACAGACCGCGGCCAAGCGGAUAAUAGAGAAGUACCUGAAAGAGAACAUGCCGUGCUGUGAACGACUGGAUUCAAACACCAGCCACCAUCUGCGUUCUCUUUUACCCAGCAGUGCGGCUGUCCCAUGGAUUUACAGGGCUAAAUAUGAAAUAUGCAAGGAACUACAAGAUGUUUAUGACUCAUUUUUAGAUGCAGAGGAUAAAGCUCUAGUGUCUCACCUGUGCUCUCGCAGUGAGAAGAUUGAAGAAGAGCUGCUGUUCUGUGGUUUCGAGACAGAAACAGAAGCUCACUUCACUCAGACGGAGGCGUUAGUGUUGUGUGGAGGAUGCUGCAGUCGUCUCGACCCCGACGCUCUGUCUCAGGACAGCUGGGCUUUAGUGGCCCUGCAAGACCUGCAGAGAGGAGGAUCGCUGCUGCACAAGUACAACACAGAUGCAUCCGAGGAGCCGUCGACCACAACAGAGAGUGAUAUUACAACACCCCUCACUCAAGAUGUGCCCGAAUCUAAAGCAAAGUGUUCUAAUAAUCUCCGGAUGAAAACUCUCAAAAAGGACAGCAUUAUUUUUGAAAAGCCAUCUACAAAACCCAG